Melanotaenia boesemani (Boeseman's rainbowfish) is the source of this 4492-nucleotide messenger RNA. RefSeq names its product brevican (gene bcan). The coding region runs from base 167 to 3931 and encodes 1254 amino acids. Lineage: Eukaryota; Metazoa; Chordata; Actinopteri; Atheriniformes; Melanotaeniidae. The transcript is spliced from 15 exons. The record is from RefSeq and is a predicted model, not a curated record. Gene Ontology annotation, molecular function: hyaluronic acid binding. Gene Ontology annotation, biological process: cell adhesion.
CUCCUCACCUCCCCUCAUCCUGGCGGCAGGGAAAGAUUUGGCCACUUUCAGCACAGAGGGGCUGCAGGAGGAACUAAACCCCGCACCUGUCCGGAGCUUGUCGUCCAGAAGACACCACGGCUCCACAACUUCUGAAAAACAAGACUGAGACCUAAUCCGGUUGAAAAUGAAACUGGAUGUGCCUCCACCUGUGCUGCUGUUUGCCAUCUGUGUCCUUGCCCUACCUUCGUCCUCUACUACCCACCACGAGUUAGAUGAUUCAAAGCUCCUCCAGGUAACCAUCACCAACCAGCCGGUGAAUGCUGUCCUGGGGGGUUCUCUGACCUUACCCUGCCUGGUGUCGUUGACUCACCCACCACCAUCCCCCUCCACUAAUGGCCGACACGCAGUGCUGUCAGUGCCCCGUGUGAAAUGGAGCGUUUUGACUCAUGGUCACGAGACGGAAAUCCUGGUGGCCCGUGGCGACAGGGUGAGAGUUAGCGAGAGCUACAAAGAUCGAGCCUCGCUGCUCAAUUACGCCUACUCUCCUGCAGAUCUCACCUUGCAUCUGGAGAACCUGAGGCAGAACGACACCGGCUUCUACCGUUGCGAGGUGCAGCAGGGUCUGGAGGAUGCCGACGAUGUGGCACAGGUCAAGGUCAAAGGUGUGGUGUUCCAUUACCGUGAUGCAUCCAGUCGAUAUGCUUUUACCUUUGAGCAAGGCAGAGAGGCUUGCGAGGAUAUUGGAGCUCACAUCGCCACCCCAGAGCAGCUCCUUGCAGCCUACUAUAGCGGAUACGAGCAGUGUGAUGCUGGCUGGCUCUCAGACCACUCAGUGAGAUAUCCUAUUCAGAUGCCAAGAGAGGGCUGUUUUGGAGACAUGGAUGGCCUACCAGGAGUGAGGAACUACGGGCUGUUAGAGCCUGAUGAGCUCUACGACGUCUACUGUUACGUGGAGAAUAUUCAAGGUGAAGUGUUUCAUGGCUCCGCCCCCCAGCGCUUCACCUUUUGGGAGGCCAAGGCUUACUGUGUGAGUCAUGGUGCAGAGCUGGCCACCACAGCUCAGCUAUAUGCAGCCUGGAACGAUGGCCUGAACCACUGCAGCCCGGGUUGGUUGGCCGAUGAGAGUGUGCGGUACCCCAUCGUCACCCCUAGGGAGCGCUGUGGAGGUGGUGAACCUGGUGUUAAAACCAUCUACCGUUACAGUAACCAGACAGGCUUUCCUGAGAUUCACUCUCGACAUGAUGUCUACUGCUUCAGAAGUGAUCACGGCCCCUACACAGAAUCUCCCCAUGAUUUUCUUGCCACUGAGCCAGAAGACAUUGGUCAAGAUAUAAUUUUCUUAACCACAGAGGAGAAUGUUGGUCUAAGUGAGGUAUCACCAGACAGGGUUGAAGAGAUUCAACAUGCCUGGACAAAAAAUCCAGUAAAGCAGGACCCUGCAAACACCCAGUCACCAACUCAGGAUUAUGAAAAGGAGCUAACAUUCACACAAGACUCUCCUCAGUCUGUAACUCCCUCGUCUGAUCAUGAAGAGAGCUUGCCUACCAAAGAUACCUGGGAGUUGGUGAAGAAGGUCAGCUACCCAGAGUCCUAUCAGCCAGCUCCUGUAGAAAACCCAGAUCAUGAGGAGUCCCAUGAACUUCCAACAACUCUGAAACUUGAUGCCACGGUAACCAUUCAAGACUCAACCGUUCCUACAGCUGAUGUUACAUCAAUUGAAAGCACAGAGCCAACAGAGGAUCAUCUUCCUGAGACUGACAGCUGGGAUCUGCAAGUUGUAAACACUACAUCUAAGGCAGAUGCAGAUGAGGUGACUGAGGAGGAGGUUGAUCUUCCCGUUUCACAUGAGGACAUCGUUCAAGGUGUCCACAUGGAGCAAACCUCUGUAACUUCUGUAACUGAAUCUGAUGUUUCAGAACAACCAGAAAAAGCCACCACUGGUGCUGUUGAGAGUACUUCAUCUGACAUUUCACCAAACACUGAGGAGACAAAUAUCCAUACCACUACCGUGCUGCUAUCGUUUGAUAACAGCACACAUGAGAAUGAUUCAGCAGAAGAGGAAUCUGAAGAGGAGGCUGUAAAUCUUCUUCCAGAUGAGGACACACAAAGUUUGAUCACCAUAGAGACCUCUGAAGUGGUCCCUACUUCUGAUUUAAGUUAUAAUCCCACUCAAGAGCACUCAGGUGUAACAGUAGGGUCCUCUAACCCAGUGGACCGUGGUGAUGGGGAAUCCAGUACCACUUCAGAGGAUACUGCAACAGAUGAUCCAACAGAGCAGAGUGGACACAUUGAUCCAGAAGAAAUCCCAACAUCAGAAAUUGUCCAAGUCACAGAAGACACAUAUUCCAGCGAAGAUGCUCCUGUCCUAAAGAGUAAUCCAUUCACAUUGUUGGCAUCCCCAGUCUCUGUAACCUUGUCUCCACCUUCUGUGGAGGUUGAAGUCAACUCUCAAGAGAUUCUAACACUUCUACCAAAACAUAAUGUUUCAUUUGAGUUGGAACAUAUAGAAGACAUUCAGGUUAAAGUUGACCAGGAGGGAUUAGGAGAAAACCCAGUGGUCUCCACCAGCACAGCCCAGAAUAUCACAGGCAAUGAUCCAGAUGAGGGAUUCGAUGAAUCAUCAGGAGAAAACCCACACGUGAAACCAGAACUCUUUUUGACAAACCCAACUCUCUCAGUGGAUAAAACCACUGGUGGAAUUAUUGAUGAGUCUGGCACUGAUGCACCUCCAACAUCAGAGAUAAAAAUCACACUGCUGCCUCAUCUGACCCUCACACUGGGCUGGGAACCAGAGCUUUCAUCCUCCACACCACAAGAGUCCCGCUCUGAUAGGGAAUACAGCGGCGAGCCUCCUGUCACCGAGGAGAUUGAUGACAUCUCUAAGGAGCAAGAGUUUACCACGGGUAACAUCAACGAACAUGGAUCUGAGGGAGGUGAGAGGGAGCACAGCACUGAUGAGCCCUCAGUUCACAUUUGCACAUGGCAUCCCGAAGAGGAGGAGACCUCCAGUCCAGUUUUAACCACUGACAGCAGUGACUGGACCAUUGCUGCUCCAACCCCGCAACCUGAGUAUUUCAGAAAAGAAGAGGGUGAACAAACAGGCAUGGGUCCCUCUCUGCCUGCUGCCAAAGUUCCUGCUGCAAAGGGCGGCAUUGCAGACUCUUGCCUGGAGAAUCCUUGUUUGAAUGGUGGUACUUGUGUUGACGAUGAUCCACUAAGAUGCCUUUGUUUGCCCAGUUAUGGAGGAGACUUUUGUCAGACAGAUGCUGAGGAGUGUGAGCCAGGCUGGGAGAAGUUUCAGGGCUUUUGUUAUCAUCACUUCAGCAAACGGCAGAGCUGGGAGGCAGCUGAGCAGCACUGCCGGAUGUGUGGCGGACAUCUACUCUCUGUUUUGACCCCCGAAGAGCAGGACUACAUCAAUGACAAGUACAAAGAAUAUCAGUGGAUCGGACUAAACGACAGAACCAUAGAGGGUGACUUCCGCUGGUCAGAUGGGAACCCUCUACUGUAUGAGAACUGGUACAAAGGUCAGCCUGACAGCUACUUCCUGUCUGGUGAGGACUGUGCAGUGAUGGUGUGGCACGAUGGUGGCCGUUGGAGUGAUGUACCGUGCAACUACCACCUAUCAUACACAUGCAAGAAGGGCGUCUCCUCCUGUGGAGAGCCCCCUCGGGUUCCCUUUGCUAAGGUCUUUGGGAAGAAACGGCUGCGUUAUGAGACCAACAGCAAGGUGCGAUACUACUGUGAGGAGGGUUUUAUGCAGAAACUCAAUCCUGUUAUCAAAUGUCUUCCUGGUGGCCAGUGGGAGGAGCCUCUGAUUACCUGCAUGUCAACUCACGCAGCAGAAGAGGAGUCAGUUACUUUGGAGCCUCACCAGCAUGAGGAAGUCAUGGGUGCAGCCACAGAGAAAGCAGCUCCACUCUUCUGGGACAUUAAGUGGAGUUUUUAAAGCAAGAAGCAAUAUUCCUUCGUUUUCCCACUUUGCCUGUGUUUCAACGACCACCCCAUCCAAUGUUUGCUUCAUGUUUAACUGCACAAAACAAAUAAUUUGCAUUAAAAACUCAUUUUAAGGCCACAUUUACAUAAACCCUACACAUAUUAAAAGUGCUACAAUAAAAUGUGUGUUCCAGUACUGCACAGUGUGUUGUUUCUCAGAAGAGCUCAUGACACGUUGGGAGAGUAUGUUCAUUCAGCCAUUUGGAAAUCAUACAGUCUUAUCUAUCCCUGAAAAACAUGAAAUCCAAAAUAGCUUUCCUGUGAAAGACUCACAUCUCUUUGAAAGAUGUAAUCUCGUGCUCUGUUCAAAACAGUAACGAGUGGAUUUGUUUUGGCAACCUUCUUUUUAAAUAAGAUAAAUGUUCCUGCAAAAGUUACUAAGAGACAAAGUUUGUUUCUUGAUCAUUCAGGCUUGAAGAACAAGUUUAUCAUAAGAAUGUAUGUUCUCUUAGUCUGUACAACUGGAGACACGUCAAAUUAAAUGGAUAAUAUCAUGUACUGCAAGUACACAAUA